Messenger RNA from Soboliphyme baturini, 273 nucleotides. The record is from the annotation of a GenBank genome assembly. Lineage: Eukaryota; Metazoa; Nematoda; Enoplea; Dioctophymatida; Soboliphymatidae.
AUGGGAAAGUUCUUUGCAGCGAUUUUGCGUCCUUUUAUCAAUUUCGGUUUGGAGGCACGCCUGGAGAAGUUUUGGCGCAACUCAGCGAAAGGCAAAAAGGUGGCGUCAAAGCACUACGAUCAAGACACAGAAAUGCUGAAGGAAAUGCAGACGAAGCACCCAGAGGUGAUACAGAUUCUAGAACGGAAGGAUGAGAACCUCGACAUGAACCUGAAAAAACUGGCCCUGAAGGAAUCUGUAGAAAAAAGUCCUAUGGCUGAUUUGCGACACUCU